UUCCACUUUAAUUUGGAUACUUUGUACGUCCUUGUGCUUUUAAUGAUCUUUUGUCCAGACAUUUCCUCCAUUGCUAGGUCAUCUCUCUCUCUUUAGUGGGAACACAUGCAUUAUUCUAUGGUAAGUUCUGUAUUUUAGCAAAUUAACUGACUAUACAGAGAGAUCACCAAGGCAAGGAGAAAUGGAGAAUACAAAUGUCAAGAAGGAAGAAGUUGCUGGUAGAAGCUUGAUAGACAAGGUGUUCUCUUGGUCUUUCAGGGAUGUUUGCAAUAAAGAUCUUUACAAAAAUCAGGUGCAAAGGAUUCCAGAGACAUUUUUGUCAAUGACAGAGUACAUGAAUUCAUUCAUGGAUCCAUUAAUUGAGGAAGCCCAUACUGAUUUAUUCUCAAACAUGACAGCAGUUCGUCGAGCACCUGUUUGUAAAAUACAUUCUGUUGAAGAAUCUAAAAAAUUUAAACUCCCCAAAGACUUGUUUUAUGAAAUUAAAUUCAAUGCAGCUGAAGAUACUAAAAAAGAUACAGGAUCCUAUGAACCUGAAGUUGGUGAUCUUAUUGCCUUGACAGAUUUUAGACCAAAAUCCAUUGAUGAUUUGGACAGGCCGACAAGAUUUUAUCUUAUUGCUUAUGUUUAUGGGACUAAAGCUGAAAGUUCUGAAAAGCUCCAAAUACUGGCAUCAAAGCGUAUUAGGACUGAACCAAACAUGCAAAGGAACAUGAGAGAAAAUUUUCUUGGGAGGAAGAGAGAAACAUUUCCUACAAAUAAGAAGGAAACACUUCUCGCAGUUUAUCUUAUGAACAUGACAACAAUUGUUCGAAUGUGGAGAGCAGUGAACUCGGACCUGGAAGGGGGAAACAGGAACAUCCUUAAUAAAGUAGUGCAAAACAAUGCAGCAGAUGAAGAAAAUUGUACUACAUGCUUCUCAGAAGGAAAAUGCAGUCCUUCCAAUUCGUUUAUAUGUGAUAUAAUUUCCUCUUAUAAUCUAAAUAAUUCGCAAGAAGCUGCAGUUUUAAGCUGUGUUGGUUUGAGGGACUGCUGUCAUCAGAAUACUGUCAAACUGAUAUGGGGUCCUCCAGGGACUGGGAAAACAAAGACUGUUGGUUUGUUAUUAUUUGUUCUCCUUAAAAUAAAGUGCAGAACACUAACAUGUGCUCCAACUAACAGUGCGGUUUUGGAAGUUACAAAAAGGCUGCUGAGUCUGGUUAGGUCACUAAAGUAUGGUAAAUAUGGGCUUGGAGAUAUAAUUUUAUUUGGGAGUGGUGAGCGAUUGAGGAUUGAUGCUUGUGAUGAUCUUCGUGAUGUAUUUCUUGACUAUCGUGUUAAUGUGCUUCGUAAGUGCUUUACUUCAUCAUCUGGAUGGAAAGAUUGCUUAGAAGUAGUGAUACGUUUUCUUGAGAACCCUAAAUUGGAGUACAAUAUAUACUUUAAAGAAAGAAAGAAGAAAAAUGUUGAGGUUGAGGAUGAGUGCAAACAGGAGGAGAGUACUAGCAAUCCAGUAAAGGAAGAUGAUGAUACUAUGACAUUUGAGGAGUUUGUAAAGAGGAAGUUCAGUUUAAUUGGUAAGUCACUGAAGUGUUGUAUGAGUGAUUUAUAUACACACUUACCAACUUCUCUAUUACCAUUAGAGGUAGUGAAGGACAUGACUAGAGCUCUGAAAUUGCUAAAAUCUCUUCGAACUUUGUUGUGCAGUCUCAGUACUGUAGCCAAUGAAGGGUUAGAACAUGUUCUUAAUGACUUUGAAGACAUUGGAAGCAGUGUUGAUUGCUCUUCAAAGUUAAGUAUCACCAUAAAAGAGUGCCUUGAUGUACUAAGGUCUCUUUCUCACACGUUCUCUGUACCAAAUUUAACUGAGCACUAUGCAAUACAAAAAUUUUGUUUGGCAAAUGCAUGCUUGGUAUUUUGUACCGCAUCAAGCUCUGCUAAAUUACACACAGAAGGAAUGACACCAUUGGAAUUGUUAGUUAUUGAUGAAGCUGCUCAACUUAAAGAAUGUGAAUCAGCCGUUCCUUUACAACUGUCUGGUCUCCGACAUGCUAUUCUCAUAGGAGAUGAGAGGCAGCUCCCUGCUAUGGUUCAAAGCAAGAUUUCCACGAAUGCUGAAUUCGGAAGAAGCUUGUUUGAAAGACUAGUCAUGUUGGGACACCAGAAACACCUUCUUGAUGUCCAAUACAGGAUGCAUCCAUCCAUCAGCUUCUUUCCAAACAAGGAAUUCUAUAACAACCAGAUUUCAGAUGCUCCAAAUGUCAUAGAAAGAGGGUAUGAGAAGCGUUUUCUUCAGGGCAACAUGUACGGCUCAUACUCUUUUAUAAGUAUAGAUCAUGGAAAAGAGGAAUUUGAGGGAGGUUACAGUCCGAAGAAUAUGGUUGAGGCUGCUGUGGUCUCUGAGAUAGUUGCAAAUCUUUAUGAAGAAUUUCUUGUCACAAAGAAGAAGGUUAGUGUAGGAGUUAUAUCACCAUAUAAAACUCAAGUUUAUGCAAUUCAAGAGAAAGUCAAAAGAUAUAGUAUAUAUUCUGACAGUGGCUUCUCUGUGAGUGUUCGCUCUGUUGAUGGGUUCCAAGGAGGUGAGGAAGAUGUGAUAAUUAUCUCAACUGUAAGAAGUAAUGAUAAAGGAUCAAUAGGUUUCCUUUCCGAUCUCAAAAGAGCAAAUGUGGCCCUGACUCGUGCAAGGUACUGCCUUUGGAUAUUGGGGAAUGGGACGACUUUACUCAAGAGUGACUCUGUUUGGAAGAAGCUAAUCCUUGAUGCUAGGGAACGGCAGUGUUUCUAUAAUGCAGAAGAGGACCAAAAGUUGGCUCUGGCUAUUACAGCAGCUUUAGUUGAGCUUGGAAAACUUGAUAUUUUACUCAAUAACGACUCUCUACUGUUCAGAGAGGCUAGAUGGAAGGUUAUCUUCAACAAUGAUUUCAAAGAGUCUAUACAGAGAGUUAGAAAUUCAGAGAUUUGUAAGGAAGUGCUUUAUGUGUUGCAAAAACUUUCAAGUGGUUGGCGUCAGCCUCAGGAGGAGAGAGACCCCAUUGUCCAUGAUGGGCCUUCUUCUCAACUUUUAGAGAUGUCCAAGGUCAGCGAGCAACUGAAUCUGGUUUGGAAUGUAGAUUGUCUCAAGGAGGAUUUGAAUUACAUACAGAUCUUGAAGGUUUGGGAUGUCGUGCCAUUAUCUGAUAUACCAAAACUUGCCAAGCGUCUUGAAAUCUUAUUUGGGAGAUAUAGAGUGGAUGAGAUGAAUCGCUGCAAACACAUAUGUGUUGAGGGGAGUUUUGUUGUUCCAAGGAGAUGGCCAGUGGAUUCAAGUAGUUGCUCAGAACCUGAUACUGUGUUGUCUCUCUCAAAGGACCUAUCCUCAGUGAGUCUAAGUGAUAAGCCAGAAACAUCAACUGCAAUUUAUAGAAAUCAUUUCAAGUCAAACAUGGAGAAUAAAUCUGAAGAUGUUGAAUUUAAGCAAAGGUGGCUUGACGAUUGAUGAAGCAAGAUUGCCUUCGUUUUGAACGAUGGAUUUGGAUGCAUUUCCAAGCCAUCUUUCCUGAUGCAGGUGGUACCAUGCUAGAGUUAAGGGCUCAGCCAUUACACCUCAAAUGAAAGCUGGAACCAUGGGGAAACUGCUUUAGACAUAUCAUAGUUUCAAGCAUUCCCUUUUGUAUAAUUACUAGUUGCAGACGCAUGUAAUGCGUGUGACAAUUAUAAUUUUUUGUGCCAAUAUUUAUUUAUUAUUUAUUUUUGUUUAGUAACAAUUUUGGUGCUUUGUAAAACCACACAGCAAAGUCAUCAACAUAGCUUGCUUCGUGUGGCCUUGUUUUAUUAUAUUAACUAUUUUGAGUGCUUCUAUGAAAAUAUAUAUGAUCAUUCUUGUUAGAGAAUGGAG
Quercus robur (English oak) is the source of this 3853-nucleotide messenger RNA. Its product is annotated as helicase SEN1-like. The record is from RefSeq and is a predicted model, not a curated record. The transcript is spliced from 10 exons. NCBI's taxonomy places the organism in Eukaryota, Viridiplantae, Streptophyta, Magnoliopsida, Fagales, Fagaceae. Gene Ontology annotation, molecular function: helicase activity. Bases 182 to 3454 code for a protein of 1090 amino acids.